This is a messenger RNA of Tarenaya hassleriana, 1201 nucleotides long. Its product is annotated as chromophore lyase CRL, chloroplastic. The coding region runs from base 292 to 1038 and encodes 248 amino acids. Lineage: Eukaryota; Viridiplantae; Streptophyta; Magnoliopsida; Brassicales; Cleomaceae. The record is from RefSeq and is a predicted model, not a curated record. Gene Ontology annotation, biological process: protein-phycocyanobilin linkage. Gene Ontology annotation, molecular function: lyase activity. The transcript has 10 exons.
UAUUGAUUUGUUAAAGUUUACAUUGCCAUUUGUAGUUAUGAGAAAAUAAAAUAAAAAAAGAAUAAAAAGACUGAAUGAAAAUUUCCGCCGAAGACAAGAAACAGGAGAACCGAAGAUCGACGUGGCGGACAACCUCGCCACUGGUUUCGAAGCGAAAUUCGCCGACCGUCAGAUCCGUUUCUGCAUUAUCCGCUUCUUUCUUCUAGAAGAGCUCUGUUUUGACGACUUCGUUCGAUCCCCAAACAGGGCUGAUGCUAAUUAUGGAGGGUUUUGAUUGAAUCGUCUUCUCUUAUGGGUUCCGGGUCGGAUUCGAGUUCGGGUUCGGAGUCUAGCUCGACCGGCUGGAGCCGGGGUCAUGGCAUGGUCGUGAAGACGCUCGUCCUCAUCGGCGGCGGUCUUCUCUUGAAGCGUCUCACCAAAUCCGCCACUCGUUGGGACCACGCUCGCGUCGUGGCUCGCUCCCUCAGCGGCGAGAAGUUUUCGACAGAGCAAGCAGCCAGAGAUCCUGAUCAUUACUUCAACAUAAGAAUGCUAACCUGCCCGGCAGCUGAGAUGGCUGAUGGUUCAAAGAUUCUAUAUUUCGGACAGGCGUUCUGGAGAUCUCCCGAAAAGCCCUUUCGCCAAAGAUUAUAUAUGGUAAAGCCUUGUCCAAAGGAACUGAAAUGCGAUGUCGAGGUUAGUUCUUAUGCCAUUAGAGAUGCAGAUGAGUAUAAAAAUUUCUGCGACCGUUCAAAGGAUCAACGCCCACUUCCCGAAGAAGUUAUCGGUGACAUGGGUGAACAUUUGACAACAAUGUACCUCAGCUUCUGCGACCGUGGAAAAAGAUGUUUGUAUGAAGGCUCUACUCCACCAGGCGGGUUCCCAAAUUCAUGGAACGGUGCUAGCUAUUGUACUUCUGAUCUCACUGUCCUAAAGAACAAUGAAAUUCACAUCUGGGAUCGCGGCUACGAUGAUGAUGGAAUCCAGGUAUGGGGGCCAAAGGAUGGUCCGUACGAGUUCAAGUCGGCGCCAUCCUCAAUGACUUGUUCCGCCCUUUGAACAUUCCCCCACCACUUUCCAUUGGUAAACCAAUACAAGGAUCCUUCAUCUUGCAAGAACGGUGACUACCCUUUUGUUAUAUGCUCCUUGUAAGUCCACGAAGAACUUGCCUUUAUACUACAAUUACAGCAUCUUUAUAUAGAAAGCUUGGAACUUUUAUUCA